AUGCCUCCUCUCCACCUCCCUCCCUUCACCCUACCCUCGCCCUCAUUCCCCUCCACUCGCCUGCCUCCUAACCUCCCUCCCGUCACCCUACCCUCGCCCCCAUUCCCCUCCUCUCGCCUGCCUCCUCUCCACCUCCCUCCCGUCACCCUACCCUCGCCCUCAUUCCCCUCCUCUCGCCUGCCUCCUCUCCACCUCCCUCCCGUCACCCUACCCUCCCCCUCAUUCCCCUCCUCUCGCCUGCCUCCUCUCCACCUCCCUCCCGCCACCCUACCCUCGCCCUCAUUCCCCUCCUCUCGCCUGCCUCCUCUCCACCUCCCUCCCGUCACCCUAUCCUCACCCUCAUUCCCCUCCUCUCGUCUGCCUCCUCUCCACCUCCCUCCCGUCACCCUACCCUUGCCCCCAUUCCCCUCCUCUCGCCUGCCUCCUCUCCACCUCCCUCCCGUCCCCCUACCCUCGCCCUCAUUCCCCUCCUCUCGCCUGCCUCCUCACCUCCCUCCCGUCACCCUACCCUCGCCCUCAUUCCCCUCCUCUCGUCUGCCUCCUCUCCACCUCCCUCCCGUCACCCUACCCUCGCCCCCAUUCCCCUCCUCUCGCCUGCCUCCUCUCCACCUCCCUCCCGUCACCCUACCCUCGCCCUCAUUCCCCUCCUCUCGCCUGCCUCCUCUCCACCUCCCUCCCGUCACCCUACCCUCGCCCUCAUUCCCCUCCUCUCGCCUGCCUCCUCUCCACCUCCCUCCCGUCACCCUACCCUCGCCCUCAUUCCCCUCCUCUCGCCUGCCUCCUCUCCACCUCCCUCCCGUCACCCUACCCUCGCCCUCAUUCCCCUCCUCUCGCCUGCCUCCUCUCCACCUCCCUCCCGUCACCCUACCCUCGCCCUCAUUCCCCUCCUCUCGCCUGCCUCCUCUCCACCUCCCUCCCGUCACCCUAUCCUCACCCUCAUUCCCCUCCUCUCGUCUGCCUCCUCUCCACCUCCCUCCCGUCACCCUACCCUCGCCCUCAUUCCCCUCCUCUCGCCUGCCUCCUCUCCACCUCCCUCCCGUCACCCUACCCUCGCCCUCAUUCCCCUCCUCUCGCCUGCCUCCUCUCCACCUCCCUCCCGUCACCCUACCCUCGCCCCCAUUCCCCUCCUCUCGCCUGCCUCCUCUCCACCUCCCUCCUGUCCCCCUACCCUCGCCCUCAUUCCCCUCCUCUCGCCUGCCUCCUCACCUCCCUCCCGUCACCCUACCCUCGCCCUCAUUCCCCUCCUCUCGCCUGCCUCCUCUCCACCUCCCUCCCAUCACCCUACCCUCGCCCUCAUUCCCCUCCUCUCGCCUGCCUCCUCUCCACCUCCCUCCCGUCACCCUACCCUCGCCCUCAUUCCCCUCCUCUCGCCUGCCUCCUCUCCACCUCCCUCCCGUCACCCUACCCUCGCCCUCAUUCCCCUCCUCUCGCCUGCCUCCUCUCCACCUCCCUCCCGUCACCCUACCCUCGCCCCCAUUCCCCUCCUCUCGCCUGCCUCCUCUCCACCUCCCUCCCGUCACCCUACCCUCGCCCUCAUUCCCCUCCUCUCGCCUGCCUCCUCUCCACCUCCCUCCCGUCACCCUACCCUCGCCCUCAUUACCCUCCUCUCGCCUGCCUCCUCUCCUCUCCCUUCCCCUAUCCACCUGUCCUACAUUCUCUUCUGCUUCCAUCCCCCUGUCCACUUCUCUCUACAGCCACAGUCAAAAGGCUGUGGUCCAUUAUGUUUUCCCUAUUGUCCCUGUAAUGGAGUGGACUCUGCUCUCUGUAGCAGUAUCUGAAUACGAUUGUAUCGAGAGUAAAUCAGAAUGUCUGAGCUAA
Molecule: messenger RNA, 1818 nt
Organism: Salvelinus namaycush (lake trout)
Lineage: Eukaryota; Metazoa; Chordata; Actinopteri; Salmoniformes; Salmonidae
Product: proline-rich extensin-like protein EPR1
Exons: 1
Coding region: 1-1818 (605 amino acids)
Source: RefSeq, a predicted model, not a curated record